This is a messenger RNA of Punica granatum (pomegranate), 2071 nucleotides long. The record is from RefSeq and is a predicted model, not a curated record. Lineage: Eukaryota; Viridiplantae; Streptophyta; Magnoliopsida; Myrtales; Lythraceae.
CUCCCUCCCCAUAGCUAAGCUCUCCCUCUUCCCCUUUCCCAGUUUGCCUCUCCUCUUCCCCACUCUGCUCUGUUCUGUUCUGUUCUCUCUCUCUGUCUGCAGUUCUCUGCUGCGAGCUCCAAAGGAUUCUGAUUACCACUGGGUGAGAAAGUUCUUUCUCUUUCUGGGUUGAGCUGAAUCUUCUUGUGCUUUCUGUGUUGAGCUGAAUCUUCUUGUUCUUUCUGGGUUGAGCUGAAUUUUCUUGUCCUGUCCCCUGUUCAUCUGCUCCGAGGCAGCUCCUUUCUCUUCUACAAAUCUUUUCUUGCCUUUUCUUCGAGUGAUGGGUGGAGGGUGAGAGAAGGAGAUUCUCUAGUUUUAGUCCCCAACUGCAGUUUGUGUCUCUCCGACAGUUUCCGAUCUUUUCUUGAUCUGUUCGUUUUUGGGUGAUUGAUCCAUUCAAUUAGUGUUAUCGAGAAUUAGCCUACCGGGAGGAUUUCCUUCUCCUCGUUUGACCGGAGAGGAAAUAAAUCAGUAGUCGGCUAUCUCAGUUUCAGAGGUUCAUCACAGACAGGGGUCUGUCCGAUUUGCUUGCAAAAAGGAGAGCUUGGACGUUGGGAGAUUUAGUGCUCUGAGCCUCUCUCUCUCUCUCUCUCUCUCUCUCUGCAGCUAUGACAGUUCAGGAUCAGGGUGGAGGGAGCCGUCCCAAUCCCAUUCUCACCGGAAGGAACGAACUCUCUCUGGGCGCAAGCCUCCGAUCACUAAACACUGCCAUUCAGUUGAAGGAGCAAAUUUCUUGCGGGGCUGAUUACUCUCCCAAGGUUAGAAAACCGUACACUAUCACGAAGCAAAGGGAGAGGUGGACAGAGGAAGAGCACAAGAAGUUCCUCGAAGCUCUGAAGUUGUACGGCCGAGCCUGGAGGCGGAUAGAAGAACAUGUUGGUACUAAGACGGCCGUUCAAAUUCGGAGCCAUGCCCAGAAGUUCUUCUCAAAGGUUGUUCGGGAAUCGAGUGGAGGAUCAAUAGAGCUGAUAGAGAUUCCUCCUCCUAGGCCGAAACGAAAGCCUGCGCACCCUUACCCGCGCAAGCUCAUGGAUCCCCUUACUAACACCGAACUCUCGAAAGAGGACCAGCAGAGAAGAUCUCCGUCUCCGAAUUCAUCGGUUUCGGAACGAGAACAACACUCCCCGACAUCAGUGUUGUCUGCAGUAGGUUCAGCCUCUGGUACUCCUAGUCCUAUAGAAGAAAUCGGGUCUCCAUCUCCGUCAGCUGUGACUGAGCCAGUGGCUGUUGCUUCAGUUCUUAACGAGAAGCUUGAGCUGUUCCCCAGCUUACGUGAAACGAGCAAAGAUGAAGCCGAGGAAGCAUCUGCCUGUGCCCAAAGCUUUAAGCUCUUUGGAGCACUGCUACCAGUCAGUAACAUUGAACAGUCAGCUUCCACUAUCGGGGACAUGAAUGAGAGGAAACCCCUUGAGAUGUCUCCAUGGCUAACCCUUGGCAGCCAGAACUCGAGAACUCGCCCAUUUAUGCAAGGCGACAGUCCUGAUCUCGCUGACACAAAAAUGGAGAAGUUCCUAACAGCAGGCUUUGGACCAACUUGAAGACUCAAUCGGGAAAUGACGAGGGAGAGCUCAACCUGGGCUGGAAUUUGAGAAGUGAGAAGCCAGGCUGUGUCCCGGGAUCAAGGUUUGGCGUGGGCCGUCGUGAAGAUUGCAUGAAAGGGUUCGUGCCGUAUAAGAGGUUCAUGGCAGAGAAGAGAAGUGAAUGCGCGAUGCUGUGCGGCGAAGACAGCCAGGAGAAGCAGAGAAUCCGCCUCUGCUUGUAGUGCUUUCCCCGUCUUCCAAGCAUUAGGUGUUAGUAUAUUUUUUAGUCCUUGUCCAUGCACUGUGUGAGCUGCUAGUUCCCUGCAAUUUGUAAAGCCGUUACCUAUGCUAGGUUCUCUUGGUUUCUGAAUUUGAAGCCAAGCUGUGUUUGCGGCUGUCUCAAUACUCUCUAGCUUCUAAUAUCUAUUUUUCCCUUUUUUUCGGUUCAAGAUUUUGACAGUGUAAUCUUUCUGUACAGUAUGGAGUCGAUAGUUCCCUUUGGUCUUUCCACG